This is a messenger RNA of Salvia miltiorrhiza (redroot sage), 950 nucleotides long. RefSeq names its product prefoldin subunit 2-like. Gene Ontology annotation, biological process: protein folding. Bases 363 to 800 code for a protein of 145 amino acids. The transcript has 2 exons. Gene Ontology annotation, cellular component: cytoplasm; prefoldin complex. Lineage: Eukaryota; Viridiplantae; Streptophyta; Magnoliopsida; Lamiales; Lamiaceae. The record is from RefSeq and is a predicted model, not a curated record. Gene Ontology annotation, molecular function: protein folding chaperone.
AUUUUUUCUAUCCAACAUCUCGCCGGUUCUCUCUCUAAAGAAAAUCAGGAUCUCUCUCUCUCUCUCUCUCUCUGCUUCUUGCUCUCGUCGCCUCCCCUCCCCUCCCUUCAUAGGAUCCGGCAUCUCUUCGCCGUCGACCACUACCACGACCACCCUCAUCUCUCUAUCCAAUUUCUCUCUUUUACAACCCCCAGCCCUUGCUCUCUCUCACUUCUCUCGGUCGUCCCGCGAGAAAUCGCCGUCACCGCCGCUGCCCUCCUCCUCCGGUCACGCGUGGCCACGCCCCGCCUCCUUUGCCGACUUUGCAGUAGCAGCAGUUUCCAACGUCCAAUUUCCGGUAUUGCAGUCUUCAGAUCAAUAGGAUGGCCAGGUCUGAAGGUGAUAUCAAAGAACCGAUGAACGAGCAAGCCAUUGCAAAUAUAUAUGCUUCCAUGAGGAAUGAAAUCAACCAAAUCUACUCCAAGAUCACUGAGCUGGAAAUGGAGGUCAGUGAGCACUCCCUCGUGAUCAACGCCAUAAAACCACUUGAUCAAUCAAGGCGAUGCUACCGGAUGAUUGGAGGUGUACUUGUUGAGAGAACAAUCAGAGAAGUUCUGCCAGCUGUGCAGAGAAAUAAGGAGGGUCUUGAAGAGGUAAUUGCUCGGCUCAAUGAAGCAUCCGAGAAGAAGAAAAAGGAUCUAGCCGAAUUCGAGGCCAAGUACAAAAUCAGAAUCCGAAAGGGCGAUGGUGAAAUGAAGGAUGAAAGUAAGAAGGAAGGGAAUGCACAGGGCGUCCUCGUUGGCCCUGCAGGUUCUAAUUAAUAGUAGGUGAAGGUUAUAUGUUUUUGGAUCAUCCUUUUUAUUUUUAUAUCUAUGGUGGUGCUGCUUGUUAGGAAGCUUGAAGCUUUUCUUGGGUUAGGACAUGACAACUUUGAACUGAUUCUAGUGAUUUGAACUUUUGAGUUGAUCAAA